AUGGCGAACGGAGAGCGGUUACUGACAAUGUUUUCUCUUGUGACCGUUGCUAUUGUCUUAGCACUCUUAGCACAGUCUGCUACAGCUGACGCUGUACGGUACGAGCCUAACUGGGAUUCGCUAGACUCACGACCCCUACCAAGCUGGUACGAUGAGGGAAAGAUCGGAAUAUUUAUCCACUGGGGAGUUUUCUCAGUUCCAGGUUUUAGCAGUGAAUGGUUUUGGUAUCAUUGGCAAGGAGAUCAACCAGAACCUGACGUAGUAGAGUUUAUGAAGAAGAAUUAUCCACCUGGCUGGACAUAUGCAGACUUUGCUGAACAGUUUGAUACACCUACAGGCAUGUACGAUCCUAACCACUGGGCAGAUAUUUUCAACGCUUCAGGGGCCAGGUAUGUAGUCCAGGUGACAAAACACCAUGAAGGGUUCACAAGCUGGCCGUCCAAGUACUCAUUUAACUGGAAUGCCCAGGAUGUGGGUCCACAUAGAGAUCUUGUAGGUGAUCUGGCAGCCGCCAUCCACAAAUAUCCGAAUUUGAGAUAUGGCAUUUACCAUUCCUUGUUUGAGUGGUUCAAUCCAGUUUACUUGCAGGAUGAGAAAAAUGGCUACAAAACCCAAAAUUUUGUGUUUGGCAAGUCUCUCCCAGAGCUGUACGAGCUGGUGAACACAUACAAGCCUGAUGUAGUCUGGUCUGAUGGCUGCCCCAGCACAGAUGCUUAUUGGAAUAGCACCUAUUUCCUGGCCUGGCUUUAUAAUGAAAGCCCUGUGAGGGAUACAGUUGUCACUAACGACAGAUGGGGCAGUAACGUUAUUUGCAAGCAUGGGGGAUUUUUAACCUGCACUGACCAGUACAGUCCAGGCACAUUGCAGAAACGUAAGUUUGAGAAUGCUAUGAAACUGGAUUACCCAUCCUGGGGGUAUCGUAGAAAUAUCAAGUUGUCAGAUGUGAUUACGAUACAAGACCUACUUCAACAAAUUGCCUCAACAAUCAGUUGUAAUGGUAAUAUACUGAUCAACGUUGGACCAACAAAAGAUGGAACGAUUUCCCCAAUAUUUGAGGAGAGACUGAGGCAGAUGGGGUCAUGGUUGCAGGUCAACGGUGAGGCUGUGUACAAGUCCAGACCAUGGACCUUUCAGAAUGACACGGUAACACCGGGUGUCUGGUAUACCCAAAGAACAGAUGAAACAACUCCUUCAAACAAGAAUGUCUAUGCAUUUGUGUUCAAGUGGCCUGAGGACACCCUAGUACUUGGAGCGCCUGUGCCAAGUUCCACUACCCAAGUAACCCUUCUAGGUUAUGAAGGUCAAUUCACGUUCAGCCAGAGGUCAGGAGGAGGAGUGAUCAUUAACAUUCCAGCAAUUUCUUACAACAAAAUGCCUUGUGAUUGGCUCUGGGUGUUUAAGAUUAGUAAUCCUCAGAACUGA
This is a messenger RNA of Candidula unifasciata, 1422 nucleotides long. NCBI's taxonomy places the organism in Eukaryota, Metazoa, Mollusca, Gastropoda, Stylommatophora, Geomitridae. The record is from the annotation of a GenBank genome assembly.